CCGUCAGAAUACUCUCUGUUCUCUGUUUUUGUUUAUAUAACCUAUUUUAUUCAAAUUGUUGAUUGUAAGAUUUGUGAAACAAAAUGCAGUUGUACUUCAGUUGAACUAACAAUGGGUGGACACAAGACUAACUUGAUGUAUUUUUAAGUUACCCCUAAAACAUUCAAAAAUUCCAAACCAAAAUGCGAAACCGCAGCCUUUAUGUGAACUGGAAUUGGAACACCCUCUGUGGAGAAGAAGGAUUUAGUCUCUGGUCAAUUCAGCGCCAUGACUUUGGUCUUUGCUUCCAAAGACUGUGCCUCCACAUCCCAGUCCUUAUUCUGCUAGCCGUCUUCUCAUCAUAUUAUUUUGGUAGGCAGGAAGGUUUCGUAACAAGAGGAAAGUGGCAGAAAAGGGCAAUCAAAAUAAGAUGCGUAAUAUCUCUCCUACUCAGCUUUUUACCUGUAGUACAACAUUACAUCGAGAUUUACAAAAGUAGUACUGCAGUGGAGAUCAUAUCAUUUUUCCAGAGUGCUGUGCAAGCCAUAGCAUGGUUUACUCAUUUCAUAUAUUUGCUGGGCUUGAAGAAGAGGCUCGGAAAGAGUCCUCGAGGUCCGAUUAGCAUGUGUAUCAUUUGGUCUCUUAUUUUCGCGCUGACUGUUGUAUCUAACAGAAGCCAUUAUCUGCUAUACAAAUAUUCUUUCCAGUUUAACUACAGUAUUAAUCUUGCUUACGGGUUUAGUAUAGCUUAUUUGAUUCUUCAAAUUUUAUAUGCCGCCACAUUGAUUCCUGGAGAAGGACAUACAACCUAUUUGAAUUUUUCUGAGCAGUAUACGGAGAUUGGCGAAAAUCAACCUUUAAACAGCAAUGCCUACGUACGAUUUCUGGAAGAAGGGGAUCCCUCUUACCUUGGAAUCGCUAUGGAACAUACUCAUUGGAUUUCUCGACUUUUUUUCUCUUGGGUCAAUCCUUUGAUGUCAAAAGGAGUGGAAGGAAAACUGACUCACGUUGAUGAUUUGUAUGAUUUACCCAUAUCCUUGAAUUGUGGGUAUGUUAGUGGGAAAUUAACGAAAUAUCUUGAAAAUGAGGAUCAGUUCGUUGCGGAUAAUUCAGAGGAAGUAAGAAUAGCGAACGGAAGACAGAAUUAUACUUUACUGAAGGCCCUCCACAAAUGUUUCUGGCUAGAAUUUUAUAGCAUCGGUAUCUUGAAAUUCAUUGCAGACUGCGCUGGAUUUGCUGGACCGAUGCUACUGAACAAGUUAGUUGGGUUCAUCGAAGAUAAGACUGAAGAUAUUAAAUGGGGAUAUGUCUAUGCUGCCGGGCUUGUACUAACUACUGCGAUAGCUGCACUGUGUGAUAGUCAUUUCAACUUCCGCAUGGGGAUAAUCGGUUUGAGAAUGCGCGGAGCCAUAGUCACGACAAUAUACAAAAAAACUUUGUCAGUUAGUUCCACUCUGUUAACAUCGGAACUAUCAGUCGGCGAAGUAGUCAAUUUUAUGUCGACUGACACCGAUCGAAUCGUGAAUUCUUGUCCAAGCUUCCAUGCUUUGUGGAGCAUUCCGUUUCAGCUUGGUGUCACCUUAUAUUUAUUAUACACACAAGUUGGUCUAGCCUUCCUUGCUGGACUAGUAUUUAGUGUCAUUCUAAUUCCCAUAAACAAAGUCAUAGCCAACAAAAUCGGUCAGUUGAGCACCAAACUGAUGGAACAAAAAGAUUCUAGAGUUAAAAUUAUUACUGAGGUAUUGAGGGGUAUAAAAGCCAUCAAACUGUACGUUUGGGAACAACAUUUUAUCCGGCAAAUAACAAGAGUCAGAGAUCAAGAAUUAAAGUAUCUGAAAGGACGAAAAUACCUUGAUGCUCUCUGUGUCUACUUUUGGGCAACUACGCCAGUGAUAAUUUCUAUUUUGACCUUCUCCACAUACGUUCUGAUGGGAAAUCAACUGACAGCUGCUACAGUUUUCACCAGCAUGGCCCUUUUGAACAUGCUCAUUAGUCCUCUGAAUGCUUUUCCGUGGGUGUUGAAUGGAAUGACGGAGGCAUGGGUGUCCAUAAAAAGAAUACAAAAACUAUUAGAUCUUCAGGAUUUAGACUUGGAAAAGUACUAUGAAUCCAACCUGACAGAUCAUCAAAACGAUAAUUCUGAAUUUUGUAUUUCAAAUGGAAGUUUUCGUUGGCGGAAAGAGUUGAGCCCUGCUGAAAAAACGAAGUUGCACGCCUUCAAUGAAGGAAAAUCUCUCAAAGGGAAGGGCAAAGGAAAAAAAUCUCCAUUUUAUAGGGACAAAGGAAAUGUUUCGGAAGGGAUGGCUACAGGAACUGAUGAAAGUCGUGUGUUCAGACUCAGUGGCAUAAACAUCAAGAUCAAGAAGGGUGAGUUUGUCGGAAUCGUGGGUCCAGUUGGCAGUGGCAAAUCCACUUUUCUGUCUGCUCUGCUUGGAGAACUGCCUAAGGAUUCAGGAAGUAUUGCUGUGAGAGAAAUCGACUCAGGAUUUGGAUUCGUUACUCAACAACCCUGGGUUCAGAGGGGCACCAUUAGAGAAAACAUUCUCUUCGGAAGAUCUUACGAUGACACCAAAUAUAAAGCAGUCCUAUUCGCUUGUGGUCUCAGCGAUGAUAUUCACAUGCUUCCUGCUGGUGAUAUGACAGGUAUUGGAGACAGUGGAAACACGUUAUCAGGAGGUCAAAAAGCUCGUGUAGCGUUAGCUCGAGCUGUUUAUCAAGAUAAGUCGGUUUAUCUUUUGGAUGAUAUCCUCUCAGCUGUUGAUGUCAAAGUGGCAAAGCAUAUCUUUCAGCACUGCAUCAUGGGGUUACUCAGAGAUAAAACAAUAGUAAUAUGCACCCAUCACUUGAGGUUUUUAAUUCGUGCUGAUAGAAUUGGACUAUUAGAAAAUGGCACUUUCAAAAUGAUAGGAAAGCCGGCUGAUGUCUUGGGUAAGAUCGAUGACACUCUACCAAUUGAUUUGGAAUUGGAAGACAGUAUUCAAUCCAGUUCCUUUUCGAUAUCGAAUUCAUUCAGGGAUAGUGGAAAAUUUUUAACUCAGGGAAAUACCGAAGAUAGGGACAGCAUUUUACAGGAAGAAUUCAGUGAGAAGGGAAGUUUGGAAUUUAAAGUUUUUGCGUCUUACUGGAAAGGAAUUGGACAUUUGAUCAGCUGUCUCAUUCUUGUAUCCAUUACUUUGAUGCAAGUUUCUAGGAAUAUGACUGACUGGUGGCUGGCUCGAUGGGUUACAAAUGCUGGUAAUAAUUCCACAAAUUCAACCAAUACAACUUAUUCGGGCCUUCAGGUUGAUCAACAAGAUACCUUACUAUUUACCAGCAGUGUUAUGGCAGAUCACGACAUGAAUUCGUAUUUGAAAGUAUAUGUUGAAUUUGCUUGUGUCAACACGUUAUUCACUUUAAUUCGAUCGUUCAUUUUUGCUUAUGGAGGGGUGGUGGCUGCCGAAAAGUUUCACAAGCUGUUGUUGAAAUCAGUAAUGAAGGCUCGAUGCACUUUCUUUGACAUCACUCCAACAGGACGGAUUUUGAACAGAUUCUCCAGUGAUACUUAUACUGUAGAUGACUCCUUGCCAUUUAUAUUAAACAUUCUGCUGGCUCAAUUUUUCAGCCUUCUGGGUUCCCUCGUGAUAACGAUUUACGGAUUACCUUGGAUAUGUCUAAUUUUGGUCCCACUCAUUCCUGUGUACAGUUGGCUGAUGAAUCACUAUCGACUGACUUCCAGAGAACUGAAAAGGAUAUCCAGUGUCACUCUAUCUCCUGUUUACGGUCACUUCAACGAAACGUUGCAAGGACUCACAACAAUCCGGGCAAUGCGAGCGAGCCAAAGAUUCAAGCGUGAUAAUCAAGAUAAUGUUGAUGCCAACAUCAAGGCCCAGUUUGCCAGUCACGCGGCGUCAAGAUGGCUUGGACUGAGAUUGCAAUUCAUAGGUGUGGCUGUAGUUAUGGGAGUGAGCUUCAUAGCGGUAAUUCAGCAUCAGUAUGAUAUUGCUGAUCCAGGAUUAAUUGGUUUGGCCAUAUCUUACGCAUUGUCUAUAACGGGUGCUUUGAGUGGUGUAGUUAGUUCCUUCACAGAAACGGAGCGAGAAAUGAUAGCCGUGGAACGAGUCAAUCAGUACAUUGAUGAAAUAGUAUCAGAAAGUGGAUAUUUCGUGAUUGAUCCCCCAUUUGCUUGGCCCAGUCAGGGGGUGAUUGCUUUCAAGAAGGUCGUUCUGAAGUAUAGGGACCAUCUUGUUCCAUCUUUGAAAGAAAUAUCUUUUGAAACGAGACCUUGUGAAAAAAUUGGGGUAGUAGGACGUACAGGUGCUGGAAAAAGUUCAAUUGUUGCUGCGUUAUUCCGACUCACUGAAAUUUCUUCAGGAGUCAUAUGUAUAGAUAGUGUGGAUAUUAAAAGAAUAUUCAUUUCAUCUUUGAGAUCAAGAAUGUUUUGCAUACCUCAAGAUCCGUUUCUAUUCAGCGGAACGAUUGGUGAAAAUCUGGACCCUCUGGGAGAAUUCAGGGAAAAUGAAAUGUGGGGAGCUCUCGGUAAAGUCAAUCUGUUACACGCUAUUGAGAAAAUGGGUGGUAUGGACCAUAAAGUUGACGGAGAAGGGGUUAACUUUUCUAGCGGGCAGAAACAGCUCCUCUGUUUAGCUAGAGCUGUAUUACAUAAUGCCAAAAUUCUAUGUAUAGAUGAAGCGACAGCGAAUGUUGAUGAAGAAACUGACAGACUGAUACAACACACUCUUCGAACUGCAUUCCGGAAAAGUACUGUGAUUACAAUAGCCCAUCGGAUGCAAACUAUUUUGGAUUCUGACCGGGUUCUUGUUAUGGACCAAGGUCGAAUAGUUGAAUUUGAUAGUCCAGAUAUUCUCUUGGCUGAUUCUCAUUCACACUUCUAUGAAUUAGUGAAUGAAUCGUGAUCAACUUCAAUAUCGUAUAUACUUCUAUGUACAUAUUCUACUUCCAAUAAAGUUUCAAUAAUUUAUUAUCAUA
Messenger RNA from Leptinotarsa decemlineata (Colorado potato beetle), 4944 nucleotides. Its product is annotated as ATP-binding cassette sub-family C member 10. Gene Ontology annotation, molecular function: ABC-type transporter activity; ATP hydrolysis activity; ATP binding. NCBI's taxonomy places the organism in Eukaryota, Metazoa, Arthropoda, Insecta, Coleoptera, Chrysomelidae. The record is from RefSeq and is a predicted model, not a curated record. Gene Ontology annotation, biological process: transmembrane transport. Gene Ontology annotation, cellular component: membrane.